Molecule: messenger RNA, 762 nt
Organism: Rasamsonia emersonii CBS 393.64
Lineage: Eukaryota; Fungi; Ascomycota; Eurotiomycetes; Eurotiales; Trichocomaceae
Product: CipC-like antibiotic response protein
Exons: 6
Coding region: 1-762 (253 amino acids)
Source: RefSeq, a predicted model, not a curated record
AUGGGUAUCUUCGGCUGGGACGACUCCCACGAAUCUCACCGCAAGGUCUACGGUGGGGAGAAGCACGAGGGCAAGCUCUCGCACGAGCUGAUCGCCGGUGCCGCCAGCUUCGAGGCUUUCAAGGCCUUUGAGGACCACCAGCGCAAGGAGGGCAAACCCGUCUCCCACGCCUUCGCCAAGGAGCUCCUGGCCGGCUUCGUCGGCGCCGAGGUCGACAAGCUGAUCGAGACCAAGGGCCUCGACGCCCUCGACCGGCACGAGGCCAAGAAACACGCCCGCGAGAACGCAGAGGCCCUGUACGACGACCACUACCGUCAUGCGGAGCAGUAUGACCCGUCGCGCUGUAUUACUUCUCCGGAGCGACCUAACUUCAAAAUCAACCAUCCAGAUGGACCACAGUUAGUGGUCAGUAUUCGAAGGGCUGCCUUGGCAGCUCUUGGAAAGCGGACUCGUUUAAACAAAGACUACCUCAAGCUCCUGUUAAAAUGCUCUCCACCUGACCCAGACUGUGAUUUCAAAACCUGGAUCAAAGGGCUAGCGGAUAAUCACAUGUGCGCCGUUCAAACACUUUUUCAAUUACAAAGCCUUCGUGGAAUGUGCAGAAUUCCUUACCCUUCGCCGGAUGAGAUGGCAGGUGAUGUUGUCUCUAUUUAUCCGGACUUGUUGAACAUCAGUUUGAUGCCUGAUGUUGGGAAGAUUCGGGAGUACCAUAGUCUGCUCGUCAGACUGCUUCCUGAAAAAGAGGCCACAGUCACAGAAUAA